This is a messenger RNA of Lepisosteus oculatus (spotted gar), 3533 nucleotides long. The record is from RefSeq and is a predicted model, not a curated record. Lineage: Eukaryota; Metazoa; Chordata; Actinopteri; Semionotiformes; Lepisosteidae.
GGCUCUUCUUGGGUAACUGCGUUUCGGUAGGCUCCACGGAUUUGAAAGUUUGAUUACAUUACAGGAGACGAGAACCUGUUUCCUUGUUUUACCAGUCUUUCAUAUCUCAUCGCAACUUUGCUCAAACACACUGGUUUUUUUUUCUAGGAUCAUCCGUCCGCAUGCCCUGUUCUGGCGGGACAGCCCAGCUGCCGCGCCGUCCAUUGAAGUCCCAGGAUAGGAUGCGUGCCACGUGUUUCCGUGCCAAAGCUACUGGGGUCGUUUUCUUCUAUCAGCAUGCAAACGUCAAAAGUAUCAGAUACACCCUUGGAGUUUGUAGUGGAAUACUUGAGAAAAGCCAAAGAGAUAGCAGAUGGCAUUCCAACUCUUCCUAAAGAGCUGAAGACUUGUCUACAGAAGGCUCUGGAUAUUUCGUAUGGUCUAGACAUGUAUCUUGAGGAAAUGACCAGUCAUGAAAGUGAACAGCUUGGUGAGCUUUACAGGAAAACAGUGGCAUGCGACUGGAACAAAUUGCACCAGGAUGGAAAAACAUUGUUUAACCUUCCCAAAGAGUGUAUAACUGGUCAUGUUGAAGGUCAGGUCCUGAAGACACUUGUCGAAAUAACGAAGGCUAAGAGAGUCUUAGAAAUAGGCAUGUUUACAGGGUAUGGAGCUCUGUCAAUGGCCGAAGGCUUGCCAGAAGAUGGCACUUUAGUUGCCUGUGAAAUUGAACCUUAUCUAAAAGAAUUUGCCCAGCCUAUAUUCGACAAGUCCCCACAUGGCAAGAAGAUAACCGUGAAAAUUGGGUCUGCUAUGGAUACCCUAAAGGAGUUAGCAGCUGCAGGAGAACAGUUCGACAUGGUGUUCAUUGAUGCAGACAAACGCAACUACAUUGAAUAUUACACCUUUCUCCUGGACUAUAAUCUCCUCCGGAUGGAUGGCAUGAUUUGUGUGGAUAACUCUUUGUUCAAAGGCAGGGUUUAUCUGCAGGAUACAACGGAUGAAAAUGGCCUUGCCCUUCGAGAGUUUAACAAGUUCAUACAAAAUGAUUCCCGUGUACAACAGGUUAUUCUUCCUGUACGAGAUGGGAUCAGCGUUAUUAGAAGAGUUGCUUUAGGAUCAUCCAAAGAGAAAACUGAGGAUGGGAUCUUGAGAGACGAGGUUUUUUUUGGCAAGAAUGGGAAAAGUAUUCUGCAGCGCCUGAGGCUGGAUGGGAAGGCUGCGUACGUGACAGGGGGUGGCCAGGGCAUUGGAAGAGCCAUGGCACACGCGCUGGGCGAAGCAGGGGCAAAGGUCGCUGUAGUGGACAUCGUCAAGGAAAAGGCAGAGAGUGUGGUCAGUGAGCUUACUGUGAAAGGAAUACAAUCAGUAGCUGUUACUGCUGACAUUAGCAAGCCAGAAGAUGUUCAGCGAAUGAUUGAAACUAUUGCAUCAAAAUGGGGAACAAUUCACAUAGCAUGCAAUAACGCUGGAAUAAAUAUGAAUUCAGACAGUGAAGACACAUCUUUAGAAGAAUGGGACCAGACUUUCAACAUAAAUUUAAGGGGCACUUUCCUUUGUUGUCAAGCUGCAGGUCGUAUUAUGCUGAAGCAAGGAUAUGGGAAGAUAAUUAACACAGCAUCCAUGGCUAGCUUAAUAGGUUCCUAUAUAAGAACAGCACCACUUCAUCAGCAAUAUAGUCAAAUAGCCAAUAAACUUUUGGACCAUAUGGGCAGGAGUCCCAACUGCUGAGCUAAUCUGUAAAGCAGUAACAUGCUGGUAAAUAGAGGCCAAUGUAAAAAAGUGAUCAAUUACACACAUUAAGCAGAGUCCUUCAGGAAUUUACUUUAUUGGUCUGGACAUCUGUUAUAAUAUUGUCAUAAUGUAGAAUCAGAUGGUGCUGGGUUUUGCCAAGUUAGGUAAGAAAAUGUAGCAAUGAAAGUCCAAUUAAAAUGCAGAAUGGCAGUGUUAUAUCCAUCUGCUAGACAAAAUAAAAUCUGUAUUUGUUCUUAUGCAAAAGAAUAAAAGUGCUUGUUUCCUUUUUUACUGUGAAAGGGAACAUCAUUCAGUCCUUAUUUAGGAUACUAUGAUUUUGUGAUGUCACCUAUAGAUGAAUAAGAAUAUUAUUAAGAAUAUUCAGUUGAAUCAAUAAGAUAUUCAUAUCUUCACAAUUCCAUAGCUUACUAGGAAACAGUAUGUCACCACUAGUAAUGUAAAUCUUGGUUCUAAAAUAUCUUUACAUAAAACCAUAGUGAUCUAAAUAUUUCAUAAAAUUAAAUAACGACAAAAUGAGUCUAAGCUCAUCUAAGCUCCUAAGUUUUGGAAAAAAAUGAACUGACUUUACAUAUGGCAAAACGUUUUUAAAUUGGAUAAGAUACCCAUAAAAUAAAUAAACACCAUGGUGUUGGUAUGUAGGAAUUUCAAAUGUACACAAGUGCCUGUAUUUUCAAAUGUGCACUUGAGGAACAAAACAUCAUAGGUUUUAUUUGUCAGAUAAAGUCAUUUGAACAGCACUGAGGAUUCUGUAUUGUGCUUACUUCUGAAGGGAUGAUCACCUUUUGGCAUUUUUAGCUGCAAUGCUUCCUCUGUGCUAAAUAGAAUUUCGUUCUGAAUCAGAUUGGAAGCCUGUACAGUAGCUAAACACCUCCUCCAGCUCUGAUACCUGAGCUUGGCUGGCUUCAGAUUGCAUACGCUAGAGAAGUAAAUAUGAAAUCACAAUUCUGAAGAAUUUGGUAUUAUUUGAUUAAAAAUUAAGUAAACUGUAUACUUUCUUAGAGUGACUCCCAAGGAGUACACUGUGAGUUUCAAAACAUUGUCAUAUUUAUCAUUCAUGUGUGAAUCGAGGCAACUUGACAGUAGCUGGGUGAGAAGGUUAACUGCAGAAGUUGUAUAUAACUUGGAACCUGCGUGUAAUAAUUAAUCAUCUGAUAGAAAGUGGACCCAUCCCUCGUCUCUCAUGCAGUGUACAACAUCUGUGAUGGUCAAGGCAGCAAAUGGUGUGCUUUGUUACUAAAGGCCAUGAGUAGCUAAACAUCUGAUUCAUUCGGUACAGUUUUAUCAUGGAGCCCACUGUGCCUAUUAAAUAUUAUUCAUUAACAUUCAGUACAAAUUAUGCAGUGUUGGAAACAGAGGUAUGUCAAAAGGAAUAAUACACCAGCGACAAUUUCAAAUUGUAUGGGUCUAAAAUUAUGCCAUUAUUCCCAUGAUUUUAGAAUACUUUUCAUAUAAACAUUGCAACGAGAUUGAAGAACAUUUCUAGCAACAUUUGUACAACACUUCUGUAGGUCAGGUUUUAAAUACCCAAGUGGACAUGGAGAAACGUGAUUCUGUUGCCCUCUGGGAAAACAGCACAUACAGUACAUUGUUCAGUUUAGGCAAGUAUCAGAACAGACUAAAAGAGUUGUUGCCAAACAACUUGGCCCUGAUCCCAAAAGAUUAAAAUAGUGUAAAAUAAGAACUGUAGAAUUUAAUCUAUUCGAAAUGCAGGUUAAAAAUCCAGAGCGUUUGUUCUUCUGACAGUAGCACUGUUCUUCAGAUUCAUUCAUAUUUAAACACAUUCUGAGUAACCUCAUCUU